Messenger RNA from Schistocerca serialis cubense, 1812 nucleotides. Its product is annotated as lactosylceramide 4-alpha-galactosyltransferase-like. NCBI's taxonomy places the organism in Eukaryota, Metazoa, Arthropoda, Insecta, Orthoptera, Acrididae. The record is from RefSeq and is a predicted model, not a curated record. The coding region runs from base 323 to 1426 and encodes 367 amino acids. The transcript is spliced from 5 exons. Gene Ontology annotation, molecular function: alpha-1,4-N-acetylgalactosaminyltransferase activity. Gene Ontology annotation, biological process: glycosphingolipid biosynthetic process.
UAUCACCGACGUCUGUUCCCGUGGGUUUAUCGCUCUUCUGUUGAUACAGUGCUCUGCGAGUUCCCCCUCUUUCAGUGCCGCACGCACCAGGCGCACGCAAUAUUGCUUUCCGUAUGGUUCCCAAAAACAAGCAAGCUUAUGCGUUGCAUUUAACCCAUUUAGUCUUCUUGCUGCAAAGAAGCUUCAUGACACAUUUCUGGCAAUGAGCCAUUUUGAAGGUUUUUAAUUGUGAAGACAUCUUUUCAGUAAGUGGUUUAGAAGAGCGCACUUCCCAUGCACUAUAUUCGGAACAUGCAGUUACAGGUACCGCGGACAACCGUAUAUGCUGUUAGUUGUAUCGCUGACGAGUGCAGAAGUCCGGAUGACAGAUGGUCGAGACACCUAUGCCCCACAGGGCUACCAUCUGCAGGUGCCAUUGCUUGAGUGGCAGCCCAUGUCACCAACCAUCAGGUGUCGAUAUACACGUAAAACAUAUGUGAUAGCGCUUCUGUGUGCUGCGAUCCUCGUUACUUGGUCGGUUGCUAGUUUUCCUAAGCACAAAUUGUGGCCAUACGACCGACGCACCGUACCGCAGCGAGGGGCUGCCAAUAUAUUCUUCAUAGAGACAACAUGCGCCAUUGAGGACGUUCCGUGGACGGGGCUGCGCCCGCGGCAGGCGUGCGCCGUGGAGUCUGCGGUGCGCCACAACCCUGGACGACCCGUGUACGUGCUGCACACGUGUGCAGCGCCCAUCUGGGGGCUGUCGCUGCCGGCCGGAGCCACAGCUGUCCACGUGACGCUGGAGGAGUUCCUACGCGACACGCCUCUCUACACAACACUCAUAGAGUACGCCGCUCUCGCCAACAGCGCUUGGCCCGUCCACCACGCCUCUGACGUCAUGCGAGUCAUCGCGCUUUGGAAGUACGGUGGCCUCUACCUAGACCUGGACUUCGUCGUACUGAGGAACCUGUCUGAGUUGGGUGAAGACUGGGCUGGAGCGGAGGACAACAGAACGGUUGCCAACAGUGCAAUGCAUAUGUCUGCACAGCCCGGCUCAGCAGGGCAGGAGAUGGCGAAGGCCUUCAUCGAAACACUGCAGACAGACUUCGAUGGGCAGCAGUGGAUGUACAACGGUGGCGGGCAUCUCACGAGAUUGCUAUUUAUCCGCUGCAACGUAACCAGCGUGGUGGCCAUGACGAACUGCCGUGGGUUCCGAGUUCUGGCGACGGAGCUGCUGUUCCCGGUGCACUACUCGCAGUGGGAGAGAUACUUCUGGGAGGAGGAGGUGGAGGGCGUGCUGGGUGACGCGCGGAAUGCUUACGCAGUCCACGUGUGGAACAAGUUCAGUGGCGAAGCCGAAAUUGUUCCGCAAAACUCAGCCUACGGGAUGCUUGCACGCCAAAAUUGCCCAGACUCCUUCAGUGCCGCCGAGGGCAGCUUCGGAUAAUGACUUCUCUUUUUAUGCACACAGUUUGUUCUCAGUAAUCGUCGACGCUAAUGCUGGUUAACAUUACCCAGUGCUACUUUGAUAUCGCGAUGUAGACGUACAACACCUACAUGAAAAACGUAGGAAUCGAACCCGUGAUUUGGGAAGUAAUGUGAUAUUUGUACAUGUGCCCAAGUGCUGGAAAAUGCAAUAAUUGAAGAACAUAUCUGUCUCGAGGCUCAAAUCCAAUGUCCGUCAGGUGAAAAUCCCUAGAGGAGGGGAUUUGGACAAGUGAGUUUCUUUGAAAAUCUCGCCGCAUCGCGGAUUUAGCCUAAAAAAAAAAAAGAGGCAAACUAGACGCCGGAUAGAAGAGGAUGAACCAUCACAAUUAAUUACAGUCUCUUUAA